Messenger RNA from Scomber japonicus (chub mackerel), 1117 nucleotides. RefSeq names its product huluwa (gene hwa). The transcript is spliced from 3 exons. Bases 1 to 957 code for a protein of 318 amino acids. NCBI's taxonomy places the organism in Eukaryota, Metazoa, Chordata, Actinopteri, Scombriformes, Scombridae. The record is from RefSeq and is a predicted model, not a curated record.
AUGUCGCAAGUACAUCAGACCACGCCAUCACUGGCUGAAGGUUACCCUGUGACAAAUCUGACUUUGGUGGUCCUUUUGCUCAUACCCUGCGUGGUUAUUCUGCUUCUGCUGAAUUGCCUGUUCCUGGGUUACAAGUUGCUGAUCCUGUCAAAGAAGAACAACAGACCGAGGCGAGAGGACACAGAGGAGAUGCUUCUGCAGUCCACCCUGCAUAGAGUCAGAAGGGUCUCGGACGUGGCUUUCUCCCCGCUGCAGGAGGGGAGGAGAGCCUACAUGUCUCUGUCAGAACCCGUCCUGCCCCAUCCUGUCACCUCUUCCAGGGCUUCAUCCAGGGAGGGGGCCGAGGUGGAUCACAGAAUCAGGCUCUUGAGGCCAGAUGGUGCCACCGGCUCAGGGUCUCUGAGGGCGCCGAGCACCAUCCGGGCCACUUCCUCCGCAGCUGGUUUCACCCCAAGACUGGACCUGCCCCCCGGGUCACGGACACGUUGCAUCAGUAGGACAGGGUGGUGUAAAAGCGCACCGGUCCUACCACAGUCCAGUGACUCGGAGGCUGAAACCAGAGUGAACCUAGUUCCGCCCAACUCUCCCAUGCAGGAGACAGAACAUGUGGGUCUUAGACGUCAGAGCAGUAUUUACCAGAUGUUGACAGAUGUGAACCCAGGUGUUGCAAUGCACGUGUUUGACAAAAUAGACAUGGAGUGUGAGUACACCAACCCGCCCUCCGAGGUGUCCUGUCUGAACACAUCUGCAGUGGGUCCUGGACUGGACAGCGACUUUGGUGCAAGUGCAGGUGUCUCCUUGCGGAUUUUGUCAGCAGACAGUGACGGUUUGUCCAACGGUGUGCUAGCUUCUGCUUUGGAGUGGGAUUAUUACGACCCCUGCUACGUCAAACAGAACAAUGUACCCAAACAUAAACAUCACAGACCUGCAAUGCACACCAAACAGUACUGGGUGUGAUAUUUCCCAGCUGUCAGCGUCAUUAGUAGUUUUAAUAUUUAUUUUUAUUAUCUAUUUAUUUAAUUCUAUCUAAAUGUUUUAUUUUUGGAAAGUCACAUUUGUUUUCUCUCACUUGUCAUCACUAUGCCUUUACACUGAUUUCUAUUGAUACCAUUAUUUG